Periophthalmus magnuspinnatus is the source of this 2970-nucleotide messenger RNA. RefSeq names its product acyl-CoA binding domain containing 5a (gene acbd5a). Lineage: Eukaryota; Metazoa; Chordata; Actinopteri; Gobiiformes; Gobiidae. Gene Ontology annotation, molecular function: fatty-acyl-CoA binding. Gene Ontology annotation, cellular component: peroxisome. The coding region runs from base 100 to 1533 and encodes 477 amino acids. The transcript has 13 exons. Gene Ontology annotation, biological process: autophagy of peroxisome; fatty acid metabolic process. The record is from RefSeq and is a predicted model, not a curated record.
CUUGAUUACACUGUUCAUGGCGUCUCUCCCUAAGCUCAAGACAGGUCGCCUUCUGACAAACAGUUAGGGCAGCGAAAUUACGAACGUGUCGACUUGACGAUGGAGGUGGAGAGUGUCAGUAACAUGGAGGAGGACAGUGGUCUGACCCAGCUGAGGUUUGAGGCUGCCGUCAAAGUCAUCAAAAGCCUACCCCCGGAUGGCCCUUUUCAGCCUUCAAACGACAUGAUGCUGAAAUUCUAUAAGUUUUACAAACAAGCUACGGUGGGACCAUGUAAUGUACCACGGCCUGGGUUUUGGGAUGCAGUUGGCAAAGCUAAAUGGGACGCAUGGAACUCUCUCGGGGAUAUGUCCAAAGAGAAAGCAAUGGCUGCAUAUGUGGAUGAAAUGAAGCUGAUCCUGGAGGGCAUGCCUAUGACCGGAGAGGUGGAGGAGCUGCUGCGUGUGCUGGGACCCUUCUAUGAGCUGGUGGAGGAGAAGAAGAAGAUCACACAGAUAUCGGACAUAAGUGCAGGCUUCGGAACAAUGAUGAAUUCAGUGCAGACCAAGAGUGUGGCAAAGGACAUUGUCAGGAGCAUGGAAUUGAACGGAACUCUAGAGACCAAACCCCGGCUCAUGUCUCAUAUGAAAGAGGUGUCAGAUGAGGAGCUGCAGGAGGAGGCAGAGGAAGAUGACGAACAAGUAUUGCAAGAGAAGAGAGAAAGGAGAUCACCGAAGAAGAAAGGCUCAGCCCGAAGAUAUCUGUCAAAUGGUAAAGUGUCUAAUGGCGGCACUCACCUCACCAAUGGGAACCAUUCAAGAGCUGCUCUGAACAGUGAGGACUCCCAGGAGGCAUUAGAGCCUGUGUUGAACGGACACCACGCAGAUGGAGCAGCUCCUAAUCAUGUGGCCAGUGACUCUGACAGUGAGAUCUACUGUGACUCUAUUGACCAGUUUGGCCAAGAAGAGAACUCUGAGCACAACCGUUCUAUUGAUGACCUGGAAGAGGAGGAGAGCCACAGUCUUCAUCACUUGGCAGGACCAGUUCAGGACAAUGUAGAAGCACGGGGAGUUCAGUGCGGAGGAGAGGAUGGGAAGUCUACUGGAACCAGGCAGAAACCUCGUAUGGAAGGGGAAAUGUCCAGCAGCUCAAUGGCCAGACAAGCACCAGGUUCUGGGUCACAUAGACCUGGGUCUGGGCCUGUAGUACCUUUGCACAGUGGUGGAGAUGGCGCUGGGAGACACUGGGGAGGACCAGGAACCCCAAGCAUCAAUCUGAACGAGCAGAUUGUGGUAGCGCUGGCCAGAUUACAGGAGGAUAUGCAGAGCGUUCUGGAGAGGCUUCACACACUGGAGGCCCUGACUGCUUCCCAGGCCCGUUCAAUGGCUUUGUCUCCCACUUUGCCCUCGACCCCAGUCAACAAGAGGAAUCGGAAACCGUCCUGGUGGCCUUUUGAUAUCUCUCCCACAAGUUUGGCUUUCGCUGUGAUCUGGCCUUUUGUUGUACAGUGGCUCUUGCGCGUAAUCUUACACAGAAGGAGGAGAAGGAUUAACUGAAACCUGCCCUGUUGAAGUUUCAUAUAAACGUCCAGAUGGGUUGUAAGUGGCUAAAACUCCCAACCUGUGAUCUGCUUUUGCACUAAGGAGAGGGCACCAGGAGCAUAUUUUCAUGUUCUUUGGAUGUGGAAUGGGAAGGAUCGGGACAACCUUUUCCGAGUUAACACCACUGUUGAAAUCACAGUGUUUAAAGGUUAAGAGUUAGUCAAUAACUGCAGUAGCUUUCCAGUUAAUUUUCUAUGGCUUUGUUGCACAAAAUAUACAUUUUUGUUAUGCUCGAUAUGGUUAAUUAUCAUAUAUCAUACUGUAUUUUCCACUAGUCGCCCAUGCAAUGCUGCUAAAUAAAUAACUGUAGAGUAGAACAAAGGAAUGAAUGUAAUAAUGUGUCAUGUCCGUUUAAAUAAUUUCUAACUUUUAUUCAAUAUUUAUUGUAAAUGACAGCUACGCGUAUGAAAAGUACUAUAACGAUUAGGAUGUGUGUUCAUUACUAUUACCUGUCAUCAUUCUGUUGGUCGGCCAGUCCAGUGUUUUUCAAAUGAAGAAAAGUGCCUCAACAUCACAGGGUGCAGUAAGGGGCGGCUCCAGUAGUGGCUAAGGGGGGCUAAGAUCUUCCAUGGGUAUGCUCUACUCUUGUCCCAGUCUACAUGCGGGUUAUAGAACCACCCAAUAGGUGCGAAAGGGGAGCUAGGAGAUGUUCAGGUGCAUCAAGUAAUUUAAUAUUAGCACUAAAACUUUGUAGCUAUAAUUGUUAAUAAAAGCGUCUAUCACACAUGUUACCACACUGUUGCCUCGCUAAAUACUGCAGGGUGCAAAUGUAGUUUGCACCCUGCAGUAUUUUAAUGAAACCUAAAGUGGAAUUCUAUGUUUUACUGUGGUCUUAUUUUAAACAUUAUUAGAUUGCUAUUUGAAAAGUUUUGUGCAUGUGAGCAUCCACCAGGUCCCCCUUUUUCUGGCGCCACUCCUGGGUCGUAUAUGGCAUUAUGAUUUCACAACACAGUGUAAGUGUAGCAGGACCAAAUAAACAGUUGUCCUACCUAGUGAGCCAAUUGAGGAACCUGUCUCAAUCUCGAUUAACUGAAAUCAUUGUGAUAUUUUAUGUAUAAAUCAUGUAUGAUCAUUUCUGUAAGAGUGUAUUGUGAAAAUGCGAGUGACUGUAGUGAUGGCAAUUGUUUGCGGAGCUCUAUACUUAUUGUAUACCAUAGCUGUAUAGUUGAUUUAGAUCAAUGAAAUGCAAUAUUUUCAUUGCAUUUCGUGUGCUACUAAUGUAAUAUUGAUCUUAUUGACAGAGGUUGCAUCUGCACUAAUCUUUCCAGAGCCAUUAUGUUUGAAUAUAAUAGUUUACCUUUUUACUGAGAAGGCUUUCUCACCUCUCUGCCUGUGGACAGAGUGGUGUUUGCAUGUGAUAAUCCAAACCUCUAAUAAAGUUUUCAAAGUUCA